AUUGUGGGCUCAAAAUUUCCUCGCCUAAACGACUGCCAAAACACAGCACCUUCCUCUUCUUUCUUCUUCUUCUUCUUCUUCUUCAUAUUUUUCAAUUCUCUAAAUCUCAAAUCAAAUUUCAAUCCAUGGAUUACUCUGGACUCUUCUCCUCCAUUUCCGAUUUCUCAUCUGAAUCAUCGUUCGGUUCACCGGAAUCAUCCUUCAUGAAUUUGGACCACGAUUUUCUUCCUUUCAAUGAGAAUGACUCAGAGGAAAUGCUUCUGUAUGGCCUAAUCUCCGGGGGGACCCAGGAUUCCUCCGACACCGGUAUCCGAACCGUGAGAGUGAAGGAAGAGGAAGUCGAUUCCAUCGGCGAAGAAAGCCCUAAGAAGGAAAGGGCUUACAGAGGGGUUCGCCGCCGGCCAUGGGGGAAAUUUGCGGCGGAAAUUAGAGAUUCUACUAGACAUGGUAUAAGGGUCUGGUUGGGAACUUUUGACAGUGCCGAAGCUGCCGCUUUGGCUUACGAUCAAGCUGCUUUUUCUAUGAGGGGUGCUGCCGCAAUUCUCAAUUUUCCCGUCGACAGAGUUAGGGAGUCUCUCAAAGAAAUGAACUGCAGUGGCGGCGCCGCCGGUGAUAAUAUGGCUGAAGACGGCGGCUCUCCGGUGGUGGCUUUGAAAAGAAAGCACUCAAUUAGAAGGAAAGCCAUAAGCAAAAAGAGCAAAGAGAGAGAUGUGAGGAUCCAAAAUGUGAUGGUUUUGGAAGAUUUGGGGACAGAGUAUUUGGAAGAACUUUUGGGCUCUUCUCAAAGUGGUAGCCCUUGUUCUUUCUAAAUCAAAAUUAUUAUUUUUUAAAAAAAGAAAUUUCUUCUUUUUUUUUUUGGGUGUUCUUUUUUCCCUUUUUUUUAGUUCACCAUCAUCUCAUCUGGGGAUUUCUUCAUUUACUGUUAAUAUUUUUUUUUUUUUUUUUUUUUUGUUCUCUCCUCCCUCCCUGUUUUCACCAGACAAGAACCAAAAAAAAAAAGCUUCAAAUUGUAAAAGCUUAGAGAAGAUGAUCAUAUGUUUAAAAUUUUGAUCAUAUUUUUCCUUUUUACUUUUUUGUCUUAUUGUAAAGUAAGAGGGAAAAAAGUUGAGUAAUCCUUGUAGUUCUGGAUAGGCUCAAUUCAAAUAUCUUUUUCUUUUCUUUUCUUUUUUAGUUUAAUUUAAUUUUUAAAUACAAUUAUUAAACGAAUGUUGGACAA
This is a messenger RNA of Benincasa hispida (wax gourd), 1216 nucleotides long. It is a transcript of the gene ERF1, whose product is annotated as ethylene response factor 1. Lineage: Eukaryota; Viridiplantae; Streptophyta; Magnoliopsida; Cucurbitales; Cucurbitaceae. Gene Ontology annotation, molecular function: DNA binding; DNA-binding transcription factor activity. Gene Ontology annotation, biological process: regulation of DNA-templated transcription; ethylene-activated signaling pathway. The record is from RefSeq and is a predicted model, not a curated record.